Molecule: messenger RNA, 4091 nt
Organism: Coturnix japonica (Japanese quail)
Lineage: Eukaryota; Metazoa; Chordata; Aves; Galliformes; Phasianidae
Gene: SYTL2
Product: synaptotagmin like 2
Biological process (GO): intracellular protein transport; exocytosis
Cellular component (GO): plasma membrane; exocytic vesicle
Molecular function (GO): neurexin family protein binding; small GTPase binding
Source: RefSeq, a predicted model, not a curated record
GGACAGGGCGGACCCGCCCAGCUCUACAGGACGCGGCGCCGCCAUUGGAGCGGGUCGGGGCCGCCUCCCGUCGCCACCUCCCUGUCCUCAGACAGGCGGCUGCCGGCUGGGAUGAGGUAUUUCGGGUUUGCUGCUGAUCCUCCGAUGGGGGGAUGCUUUGGUUGCUCCUAAACACCGGAUGUGCUGGGUCAGUGAACUGUUACUCCAAGAAGCAGAGCUGAGAGGACAAGCUGAGAAAACAUCAUUGCAGUGGCAAGCAGCAAUGCAACAACUUCCCCAAUAUCUCUAAUCUAAGGAAACAUGUACUUACUCAACUGCAACAAAGCAAUAUUUGUGGUUUUUUAAGUCACUGAUAGUGACGUGGUCCAGCCUUCUCAGUGCCUGCUGAAAAAGACUUCUAUUCUUUUAUACCUUUAAGAGAGACUAGAAGUCCCUCAGCAGGAUUUAAGAUCUUCCUGGACACUUCAGCCCUGCCCACACACACAAUGAUUGACCUAAGCUUUCUAACCGAGGAGGAACAAGAGGCAAUAAUGAAGGUGCUGCAAAGGGAUGCAGAGCUUAAAAAAGCUGAAGAAGAGAGAGUCAGGCACUUACCAGAAAAAGUCAAAGAUGAUGUUCAGCUGAAGAAUAUGAGUGGACAGUGGUUUUAUGAAGCAAAGUCAAAGAGGCAUAGAGAUAAGAUCCAUGGAGCAGAUAUUAUCAGAGCUUCCAUGAGAAGGAAGCCUGCUACUCUUGCUGAAGUGAGUCAGAGCAAAUCAAACAAAGCAAAGGACAGCUGGGUGAGCAAUGUUAACAAAGAAGUCUUUGCGCUGCCAGAACUACAUGGCAUUGUGGAACAUCAAGAAGAAGAAGAAGAACAGAAAUCUAGUUCAAGUUCUGACCCAGUAACCUCUUUGUUAGACAAACCAGAUAGAAGAUCUGUGAAGGCAGCAACAUCAACAGCAAAACAAAGGAGAAAUCCAUUUAAUUCCAUUAUAUCAACUGAUAACUUCAGCAGUGGAGAAUCAGAAAGCGGACAAGCCAUUCUACCUCAGCUAUCAAAUAAGGAAAUUUUGUUACCUUCAGAGGAGAGCCAACCUAAAGCAAACUUAGAAAAUGAUGAAAUGGAGACAUCUAAGAAACCUUCUGAAGAGCCUACUGAGGAAUCACAGAAAGGACCAGAUAAGCGACCUGUCCCCAGAGCUAGAAAAUUAGUUCACAAAGUAACUAAUCCUGUGCCACAGGGAGAAGACACUGUUCCCAAACCAGCAAAACGGACCCAGGGGGUUAAUGGCACUGUUACACUGCCCAGGGGCAUUCUGAAGCGCAGUUCAAGUUCCAGUUCCACUGACUCAGAAGUUCGUGCUAAUCAGAUGUUAGAUGUUCAGAGUAAAAAUGGUAUUCCUAUCACAUCUAUUUUAGAAGGAGAAGCUGACAGGAAUUCUUUUAUGGAAGAAGCAGAAGGUUCCACACAAACUUCACUGGAAAAAUUAAAACAAGUGAGGUUCUCUUCUAGCACAGGAAAAGGAGAACCUUUGCAAAGCCCACAGCUACUUCAUAGAAAAGAAAAACAAGAGUCUGAUUUGUUAAAAUCCAGUGAAGUGAAGACUAGAGAAAAUGAUGCUAGUAGAUCAGAUUCUCUUGAGAAUAAACAGACUUCCACUGUAAAGCCUCUGGAGACCUACUCAUCAGCUCAACAAGUGAAAACAAUAGAUAGUUUACAAGAAGAUAUGUCAGCAUCCAGUCCUCAUGGCACUAAUAAGUCAGUCUCCCUUGUUAAUCAGACACUGCAGACAAAGAUCGUUACUCCUAAGAAACUUGAAACUCCAGAGAGGAUCUCCACCAAUAUCCCGCCAAAGAGCAAAGAUGAACAGAACGUUGACCAAAUACAUGAAAAUAACUCCAAGUUUUUGAGCCAUGAAUCAAAAUCUCUCAAAAACUUUACUGAUGAACAUCUGCUUUCUGCUGAGACAAAAACACAAGAACUGUCAGAUAGAAAUUCUUCAGGCCUUCAACAAGGUUCAGAAGAAGAAUUAAAUCCUGUUUUGAUGGCUUUGAAAAGGAGUGCAGAUAGGAAAAUGCCUUCCAAAAGUCUAGAGGACAUUCCAUCAGCUACUUCAAAUAAAGGAAAAAUAAAUGUUCCAAAGGAAGAAAUAGCUCUUAGUGCUGAAGAUGGUCUGAAACCUGAUCAGCAUCAAGUGAGGAAUGGAAGUGCAGCAGGAAUCUCCACAGUGCCUUCACAGCCUGAUAAGCCAUUUUCCAAUCCUGAAAAAGUCAAAGGACUCAGCAAGUCAGUACCAUCAUUCCUACAGGAAGAGAGCGAUGACAGAGAGACAGAUACAGCAUCAGAAAGCAGUUAUUCCUUUGGGAGAAUCAAGAAGAGUCCCAGCUCUCUAACCAAUCUUAGUGGUUCUUCUGGCAUGGCCUCCUUAUCCUCUGUGAGCGGAAGCUUAAUGAGUGUCUAUAGUGGAGACUUUGGCAGUGUCGAUGUGAAGGGGAACAUUCAGUUUGCUAUUGAUUACGUAGAACAACUGAGCGAACUCCACAUUUUCAUUUGCCAGUGUAAGGACUUGGCAGUUGCAGAUGUCAAGAGACAGCGUUCAGACCCGUAUGUGAAGACCUACCUGCUUCCAGAGAAAUACAAGCUGGGCAAACGGAAGACAUCAGUGAAAAAGAAAACGUUUAAUCCAGUCUUCAAUGAAAUACUGCGGUACAAAAUUGAGAAAGAUCUCCUAAAGAACCAAAGCCUUAAUAUCUCUGUCUGGCACAAUGAUACCUUUGGGAGGAAUAGCUUCCUUGGUGAAGUGGAGCUGGAUUUAGGAACUUGGGACUGGAAUGAUAAAUCCAACAAGCAGAUCAACUGGUUUCCACUCAAGCCUAGGACUUCAACGACGGCUUUUGAACUGGAAAACAGAGGGGAGAUGAAGCUUGCCCUCCAGUAUGUUCCACAGCCUGUUGGAGGAAAGAAAAUUCUGUCCACUGGUGAGGUCCACAUCUGGGUGAAGGAAUGCCGUGAUCUUCCUCUUCUGAGGGGCAACAGACUCAACUCUUUUAUUAAGUGCACAAUUCUUCCAGAUACCAGCAGAAAAAGUCGCCAGAAAACAAGAACAGUGUCAAAAACAACAAACCCAGUAUUCAACCAUACCAUGGUCUAUGAUGGUUUUAGACCAGAAGAUUUGAAAGAAGCCUGCAUAGAACUCACAGUUUGGGAUCACAACAAACUUGUCAACCAUUUUCUGGGAGGUCUCAGGAUAGGCCUUGGAACAGGCAAAAGCUAUGGGACUACAGUGGACUGGAUGGAUUCCACUUCAGAUGAAUCAGCCCUGUGGGAGAAGAUGAUAAAGUCACCCAACACAUGGGUGGAAGAUACACUACCUCUCAGGAUGCUCAUGGUUGCAAAACUGACAAAAUAAGGGCUUUCCAAUUGCUAGCAGCAAAAAGAAUUCUUGGGAAUGGAAUUGAAAGGUGUAGUGGUGAAGCUUGGAAGAGGAGCACAAUAGCUCCAUUCAUAGCCUGUGUUCUGUGGCUGUUCUGUUUCUGUGCUAUCAAGUGUCACUUCAUAUUUUAGGCUAAAUUUCUGCCUGCAGAUCGAUGCAAAUUUAAGGGGCUAGUUCUUAUUCACUGAAAAUAAACUUGAAUAAGAAUGCACUUAGCAACGGAGUGGUAGAGGAAACUGUGGUACCUGAGUGCUUGUGUUGCCUAAUUGAAGUUGCUUAAAUCUAAACUGCCAGUCAAAAAAAGAAAAGCGAGUAAACUUUGCACUUCCUGGAUUGUUUGUGAGGUGUUGUUCAUGACUGAAUGGCAACAGGUGGCCUUUUGUUCGUGCUCCUCAGCAUCCCUCUACAGCUGAAUCCUCAUUGUGCUACAUUGGAUCUUUCCAACAAGGACUGUGGACUGUGUUCUUAAAUAAGUCCCUUUAUCUGUGGUUGUAUUUUAUAUGGUAUAGAAGUUGCUUCUAUAACAGAAGAAGCACUACAUGAAGUGGAACUGUUGACAUCUUAUUCUGCAAGGUGCAGAGGACUGUUAAUUCCUGUUUCAUUAAGUUUAUAAAGUUUGCUUAUACAUUUGUUCAUCACCUUGCUAAUAAAUCAACAUUAUGUUUAAAUGCUGAA